This is a messenger RNA of Mucor mucedo, 1675 nucleotides long. RefSeq lists its product as uncharacterized. The record is from RefSeq and is a predicted model, not a curated record. Bases 116 to 1624 code for a protein of 502 amino acids. NCBI's taxonomy places the organism in Eukaryota, Fungi, Mucoromycota, Mucoromycetes, Mucorales, Mucoraceae. The transcript has 4 exons.
UACGCGGAAGAGGAAUACUUUAAGCAGUGAUGAAAGGAUAAAAUCAAAAAAAAAUAGGUUAAAAAGAAUUAGAAAAUUAUUUGUCUCCUUAGACCCGAUCCUAUUUAAAGAGCUUAUGGCAAACAUUGAAAUGGACGAUCUUUUUGCGUCGAAGGAUGAAUCUUGUGGUUCGGAUAGCAAGUUAUUUACUACAUGUCAUCCAGGUUACAUGUAUUUUUUUAUGCUCACAUAUCUGCACUGUCUCAACAAGCAAAUAGAGGAAAAAUUGGAAAGUAAUUUCGGAAAGAACUGGCAAGCCAACAAAAUUUGGUAUGGUGUCUCUAUUGAUAAAAAUCUAUCGGACAAUGUAUUCGGUACAAUGAAGAAAUUGGAAAAAUCAUUCUUUGCAAGUGGAAUACUUGGGAAGGACGACGAACUUCGAAAAGCAAAAUUCUGUACCCGUGGUGAAGAAAUUCUACCAGCUCUCCAAAACAAGUAUCAACAUUUGGACUUUAGGUUGAAAUCAUACUUUGUUGUUGCACAGAUAUCUUCAAAGCAUAUUCAACUCAGUUUGCAUCAAGUGGUCAAACUGGCAUUACCCGGAGAAGAUCCAGUGUCCAUCAUUAUUCAGGAUGAAAUGAUACAUAUCGAUGAUGUAUAUGAUACACUUUGUAAAAGUACAAUGAAGAGCCUACAAGUCAAUUGUCAAGUUGACUAUUGUACCACCCACAAGAGUCAGAAAGAUACACAAUAUGAUUUCCAGUCAUUAGAGAUAUAUAACAAUAUUUAUCGAAAUUUAAAACCAUGCGUUGUUGAACUUUUCGAAAAAAACAAGUCAAAUUUGAACAUGGAUUCCAAAAUUCAGCUGGAUAUCAACACGAAAUGUGGUUGCAGUAUUAGCAUAUUUCUUCGUGACAUUAUUGAAGUAGGCCUUAUGUCAGUAAUAGAAGGUAUAACAACAGAUAUAUUGGCUUCUUUGGACAACACAGAAUUAUUUGGAAACUAUGUACCGAAUUAUAUUUUUGUGUUUGGAAAUCCGUUCAAUCUGGCGCAGGGUUCAAAGAUCCACAUAGCAUAUACCAUGCUUAUGCAAAAAGCGAUUGAUGACGGCACUUUUUUAUCUGGAAAAAAGCCUUACAUAUUUGAUAGGUUUGUCACUGGAACUUUGUGCCAAGUGUCAAGCAAUACAUACGGGAUGAGAAUUUCAUCAUUUAAUACACACGAUUUGUGGCCUUUCACCCGAAUAAACAGUGAUGGUGAUAUCAAAAAUACUAUUGCAGAUGAUGGUAGUUAUUUGGUACUUAUUCAGAAAGGGAAGCCAGUUCCAACUAAAGGGUUUAUAAUUCAAAUCAAUGAACCUGAAGAUAUCAAUUUAAACAUUCUUCAAUUGGAAAGUUCAACCAGUACUGUUCCGGACAAGUAUACUCUAUUGCACGGCGACACUCCUGGUUUUACUUUUAAAAUAUACUCCACUCUUUUGACGAUUCGUUCUCUGAGUACAUUUGUGGUAGAAUAUGAACAGAUUAGAAAUAAUUUAUCUAUCAAAUUAUCAAGAGGAUGUAUGCGUAAUAUUGAUGACUAUAUUGAUAACCCUUAUUACGAAACCGAAAAUAUCCUGGAGCCAUUGACACUCGCUUAUAUUUAACAUAUCACUGCCUUCAAUAAAAUCAACCUAUUUUUAAACCACCGUUUUACA